Messenger RNA from Paramuricea clavata, 768 nucleotides. NCBI's taxonomy places the organism in Eukaryota, Metazoa, Cnidaria, Anthozoa, Malacalcyonacea, Plexauridae. The record is from the annotation of a GenBank genome assembly.
AUGGUCAUCAGCAAUGGUUGUCAGCAUUUGUCACCAGAAAUCAGCAGUGGUUGUCAGGAUUACAGGAAAGCAACUACCGAAGCAACAGAUGAGUAAUUUAAUACAGGGGAAGUAUGAUAAAAACUUAGUAUUAAAUUAUGUAAAAUAAUUCAAAGUAAAUACUUACUUGAAUUCUGAGUCCAUUUGAUUUUCGAAUCUUUUUCGCAUAAACCACCACAAAAACCACAAUAAUACCACAUGUAGGGCUCCAGAGCUCGGAGGACCAGCGGGACUGGGAACGAGGAAAACAAUGGCGGCCUUGAGAAGCAGUUUGCAAAAAGAAGUCUUCGAUCCAAGCGAUGAAAAAUUAUUUGCUUUUACAAAUGUUAGCAGAGCUGGUAAGAAGAGAAAACCAAGCUUUCUUUGUGUUGCAGGUAGGUAAACUAAACACUUGCACAAAAGACAUGAAUUAUGUAAGUAAUUGUAUGAUUCAGGGUUGAAAGGCCUUGAAAGUUGAAACGCCUCUGUCGAUCCUCAAAUAGUCAAAUAUGAUUCACAUAUCAUAUAUGACUUUAUAAUCGGCAGAUAGGCUGACAGCCCUAUAAUUCCACAAAAAACUUGUAUUGCUUUCUUUUUUUGCAUUUUCUCAUUGCUUGUGUAGUUUCAAAUGAGAGACCAGUACAUGUGACAAUAUAUAAAGUGAAAAAAACAGAUAAAGAAAGUUAUAAAAAGAGAACAUCAUGGCUUUUGAAAGAUAUGAAAACAGUUGAUGGAAAAGAUGCUUAUACG